GUUGCAACCGAGACAAUGAAACUAAUUAUUCUAUUGCUGUCUUUGACUCUGGCUUUUGCCAAUGCUGACCACGAUGGCCACCACCAUGACCACCACCAUGACCACCACUCAGACUAUGUGGUAAAGACGCACGAGGAUCUGAUCAAGUAUCGUCAUCACUGUGCCGAGCAGGUGCACGCCAGCGCUGACGACGUAGCCAAAUACGUGAAAUGGGAGUUUGCGGACGAGGAGAAGAGUCGCUGCUAUUUGAAGUGUGUCUUUGAGCAGUUUGGCUUCUUCGAUGCCACCCAUGGCUUCAAUGUGCACAAGAUCCAUGAGCAGCUCGCUGGCGGUGCUCAUGUCGAUCACUCUGAUGAGACUCACCAAAAGGUCGCCGCCUGUGCCGAUGACAAUUCCCAGGGAAGCGAUCCCUGCACCUGGGCCUAUCGCUGCGGCAUGUGCUUCAUGCGCUCCAAUCUCCAGCUGGUCAAGCAGAGCAUCAAAGCCUAAUCCCAAGCCGCCUUAUCUCGAACAACGUUCAAUGUUAAUUCCACUCAAGUUCAACAUUCGCUCAAAUAAAAUCAUUUCGAUUUGAA
Molecule: messenger RNA, 575 nt
Organism: Drosophila grimshawi
Lineage: Eukaryota; Metazoa; Arthropoda; Insecta; Diptera; Drosophilidae
Gene: Obp99b
Product: general odorant-binding protein 99b
Exons: 1
Coding region: 16-489 (157 amino acids)
Biological process (GO): sensory perception of smell
Molecular function (GO): odorant binding
Source: RefSeq, a predicted model, not a curated record